Messenger RNA from Lutra lutra (Eurasian river otter), 1990 nucleotides. RefSeq names its product CD300e molecule (gene CD300E). Gene Ontology annotation, cellular component: plasma membrane. The transcript has 4 exons. Bases 154 to 837 code for a protein of 227 amino acids. NCBI's taxonomy places the organism in Eukaryota, Metazoa, Chordata, Mammalia, Carnivora, Mustelidae. The record is from RefSeq and is a predicted model, not a curated record. Gene Ontology annotation, molecular function: transmembrane signaling receptor activity.
AAGUAUCUAGGAGAUGAAAAAGGAAGAAGGUGAGAGACAGAAACACAUAGGAAACUUGAGCAAGUAGAAAGUGGACACCGCAGGCUCUGUUGCAAACACCUGGAUUACAGCGGGGACCUGGAUUUGCUGGGGACACCAGCCAGAGACAGGACCAUGUGGCUGUCCCCAGUUCUGCUCCUUCUCUGCCUCUCAGGCUCUUUGUCCCUGACAGGCCCCAGCUCUGUGACGGGCACCUUGGGUGGCUCUCUGUGCGUGCAGUGUCGGUAUGAGGAGGUAUACCAGAGGUAUAGCAAAUACUGGUGCCGAGGACAGUAUGAUGCAACAUGUGAGAAGAUUGUGGAGACCAAGGGAGAAGAGAAAGAAGAGAGGAGUGGGCGUGUGUCCAUCAGAGACCACGCUGAUCAUCUCACCUUUAUAGUGACCAUGGAGAACCUCACUGCAGACGAUGCUGGAUCCUACUGGUGUAGAAUUCAGACAGUAUGGCUCCUGGAUGUGUGGUCAUAUGACCCUUCAUUCCACGUUAACGUGUUUGUUUCCACAGCACCAAGUAAAACCACAGGGAGGACCACAUGUCAAGCUGUACCUGCUGCCUUUCCGGGGUUGAACACCAACCAGAACCUCAGCAUGGAGGAGCCGUUGACCUGCUGCUCAGGGUCCUUGCUCAGCAGUGUCCACUUCCUGCUCCUGGUCUUCCUGAAGCUUCCCCUGUUCCUGACAUUGAUCGGCGCUGUCCUCUGGGUGAACAGGCCUCCGAGGGGCUGUGGAGGAAUUAAGCCGAAGGAAGAUAAUCCACAAUGUAGUCCACCAUUCCCAGGAAGGCCCUGUCCAGGAACGUAGCUCCUUGGCCUGGACAAGAGAGACGUUCAGACUCCAGACUCCAGGGAAGGGGGAGCUGCUGUGCCUGGAUCCUGGAGGGACCCAGGUCUUCUUGGGAGUAUGGGUCCUGUGUCUUGAGGGAGAAUCCUGGUUCUCAGAGGACAUUUGCUCUGAGUCCUCAGGUGCAGGAAGGACGAGUCUCCUGGGCUCAUGCUCGGGGGAUCCUCCGUUCUCCACCCCGAACCCCUAGCUCCUUGCCCUCAUGCCCACCUCCCAAGGGCAAGAAUUUCUUGCCACAAAAGCUUCCGGGUUCAGUGUUCCCCCAGGGCAAUAACCACCUCCUUCCUGCAGCCAGGAGGCUCCCUGGGAUGGCAGGUUGCCACAGCCACCAUGGGGGCACAUCAGUCCUGGGAAGGACUCAGGUGGUUUUGAGUGCUUGUCAACGGCCCCCUUCGGAAAGUGUGCAGGGAGGAACACAGUCUGUCACGAGCACGCGUCCCCAGCUCCACUCAGCUCCUCGCAUCUAGACCAGCCCUCUCGUCUCCACCACGCAAAGCCAGUGAUGCCAGUUUCCAGAAAACACUCGAGCUCCUCAGUGCUGCAUUUACAGGCAGGGAGGCCAUGCUCGCAACCCGAGCUCUGGCGUGGCUUCUGUUAGGGGAGGACCCCUCGUGACACCUUCCAGGAGAGCUGGCACUGGUCCAGGACUCCACCAAAGGAGAAAUUCAGCCAAGGAGGCACAUAUGGACCAUAUGAUAAAACACACACAAGGCGAUGUAGGAAACACAACGCUGGACAAGAGAGAAGCUUGUGAUGUACUUUAUUCUUUCUCAAACUCAUUUUUAAGUACUCUAGUUUCAUCACCUUUCCGUGUAAAUGUUAGAGUAAGCUUGUCUUUCUCUACCAAGACAAUCUUGCUGGGAUUUUGAUAGGAAUCGUGUUAAACUUACAGAUCGAUAUUGGGAGAACUGACAUCUCUCCUGUGUUGAAAAUGUGGUACCUCUCGCAAUUUGUUUAAAUAGUCCUUGUCUUCGGUCACCAGAGUUUUGUAAAUUUCAGUACAUGGGUGCUGCAUAUAUUCUGUUAGAUUUACAGCCCGUGUUUCUUUUUCUUGUCCAGCAGCUGUGACUAGCACCGUGUGUUUCAAUUCAGUUUCUACAGGCUCGUUGCUAGU